This is a messenger RNA of Raphanus sativus (radish), 1317 nucleotides long. RefSeq lists its product as uncharacterized. Gene Ontology annotation, molecular function: DNA binding. NCBI's taxonomy places the organism in Eukaryota, Viridiplantae, Streptophyta, Magnoliopsida, Brassicales, Brassicaceae. The transcript has a single exon. Bases 185 to 1246 code for a protein of 353 amino acids. Gene Ontology annotation, biological process: regulation of DNA-templated transcription. The record is from RefSeq and is a predicted model, not a curated record.
UAUAUAAUCACAUCUACUAAACUAAACAUCACAUCUCUUCUGCUUCUUCAUCUUCUUCGUCCCAAGAGAAACAAAGUCUACUUUGCUUCUUCUUCUUCUUGCUUUCUCUCUAGAUCUUUCAUAUCAUAUUCAUUUCUUCACUGCAAAAAUCUUCUUCUUCUCAUACUUUUUAUAAGAAGAAGACAUGGAAGAUCACUCUAAAAUAUUUCAAGAAGACGACCAAAUCGAACCAGAAGACGAGAUCAUAAUCUCGUACUACCUGAACAUGAUGAUCAACAACCGCAAAUCCUGGCCUGGCCACUUUCUCCGAGACGAAGAAGCAAACGUGUACAACCUGAACCCAUGGCGUUCCUUCAACACUAACCCUUACAACUUCAUCUUCGUCAAAAGCAGAACAGAUUCUUGCGGCAAGACCGAUGGAAGUGUCACUGGCUGCUGGAGGAUCAUGGCCCGUGAUAAACCGAUCAAGUCCGAGGAGACCGGGAGGAUUCUAGGGUUCAAGAAGAUCCUCAAGUUCUGUGAAAACGACAAGAAACGACCAGAGGAAGAAGAAGGAGAGAUCAUCUGGGUCAUGGAGGAGUAUAGGCUCGUUGAUAAAUGGAAGCAAGAUCAAGUCAUUUGCAAGAUUAGGGCUUUGCUACGAUACGAGGUCACUUCCUUGCUCGCCAAGCAAUUCUCGUUUCUCUCUAAAUGGAUCAUUCCCUUAACUCGAAGAGAUCUCUUGCCGAGUUUUGAUCUCUGUGUACCGAACCCACCAACGGACGAGAUCAUCUCGUACUAUCUGAAGAUGUGUGUGGAUGCUCGAAACGACUGGCCUAGCCAUUUCCUCCAGAGCGAGCAAGUGUACGGUGCAGUGCCGUGGAUGAUCGUGGAUGCUGACCAGAGCUCCGUGGAGCUGCACAAGGGACGCUACUUCUUCGUUAACCGUGAAGAGAGUUCUGGUCGGACAGAUCACGGAUGCGAUGGGGGUUGCUGGAGGAUCAUGAGACGAGAUAGAGUGAUCAGUUCGAAGAGAAACAAGGAGGUUCUUGGGUUCAAGAGGUUGUUCAAGUUCUGUGUCAAGGAGGGGGAAGCAGAACCGGUUUACAAGUUUUGGGGAGAUGAGAAGUAUGAAGUGAACGAGUUUAAGGUGACUUGGGUGAUGGAUGAGUAUAGGCUGGCUAAGAAGAAGGAGCAAGGUAAAGUUAUUUGCAGGAUUAGCCUUCUCUUCCCAUCUCCACUUGACAGUCAUUUUGAAUAUUUCUAGGAUUCCAUGUGUGUUUCUCAUACGAAUAUUUCAUUCAGAUUCUGUUUCUAUUUCAUUUACUCUCUCUUUAA